Messenger RNA from Athalia rosae (coleseed sawfly), 1457 nucleotides. RefSeq names its product cyclin-H (gene CycH). Bases 110 to 1105 code for a protein of 331 amino acids. Gene Ontology annotation, biological process: DNA-templated transcription; regulation of transcription by RNA polymerase II; regulation of cyclin-dependent protein serine/threonine kinase activity. Gene Ontology annotation, molecular function: cyclin-dependent protein serine/threonine kinase regulator activity. The record is from RefSeq and is a predicted model, not a curated record. Gene Ontology annotation, cellular component: nucleus; transcription factor TFIIK complex. The transcript is spliced from 6 exons. Lineage: Eukaryota; Metazoa; Arthropoda; Insecta; Hymenoptera; Athaliidae.
GACAUAACCUCUUUCAUGCUGUAAGAAAAAAACACGUCGUCUGUGCCGGUGCGAACGCGCAUUUGACGUGAGCUUUAUCGUUAAGUGUUUUUUACAUAAGUCAAACAAAAUGUUUCCUAUGAGUUCUCAAAAAACAUACUGGAUAUUUAGCGAUGAAAAUGACUUAACGGAACUCCGUGAGAAAACGAAUGCGGAAUUUAUCGAAAAACACGGUGGUAACGUACCUCGUGAUCAAAGAGAAGAGCAUUUUCUUACGGCUUCAGAGGAGAGGAUACUCCACAAAUUCUAUGAACUGCAGCUACGAGAUUUUUGUAGGAGGUUUGUACCGCCAAUGCCACGUCCCACUGUAGCGACUGCACUUCACUAUUUCAAAAGAUUCUACCUCAGGAACAGCGUAAUGGAUUAUCAUCCAAAAGAAAUUCUGGUUACCUGUGUCUACCUUGGCUGCAAGGUGGAAGAGUUCAACGUAUCGAUAUCUCAAUUUGUGGCCAAUAUCAAAGGUGACAGAGAAAAAGCAUCAGACAUUAUUUUAAAUAAUGAAUUGCUUCUUAUGCAGCAAUUAAAUUACAACCUGACAGUUCACAACCCUUUCAGGCCUGUGGAAGGUUUAAUGAUCGACAUAAAGACAAGAUGUACAUCACUCGAGAACCCAGAAAAAUUAAGACCUCACAUCGAAGAAUUUCUCGAGAGGGUAUUUCUCACAGACAGUAUUCUACUUUAUGCUCCAAGUCAAAUCGCCUUAGCUGCCACGUUACAUGCAGCUUCUAGAGCAGCUGCAAACCUUGACAAUUAUGUGACGGAUACACUAUUCUCAAGGGAUCACUUACCGGGAAUCAUUGAAGCUGUAAGAAAAAUAAGAUCAAUGGCGAAGUGUGUCGAACCUCCAUCCAGAGAAAUUGUCAGAUCGUUGGAGAAGAAAUUAGAUAAGUGCCGGAAUCAGGAAAAUAAUCCAGAUAGUGAAAUCUACAAACAGAGAAUGCAAGACAUGUUGGACGAGGAUGAUUUACGGGACAACGAAAAAUAUGCAAAGAUCAUGCAAGACCAAGCGGAACACGACGAGAAAAUUUUAGGUGUCAACAAGAUGCUCUCACCUUCGGCGUUAUAACAGCGACAACGGUAAUUGAAGAAUCAUAUAAUGAGAUUAGAUUCCGACUCCCAUAAUUUCCGAAAUCCGAACCGGAAAAAAUUCUGUGAUACUUAAUAUUGAUCGGUGUUUAGUAUUUAUUUAGUGGAGAGAUCCCACUUUACAUCCAGGCUAUUUUCACCGAGAUGAAAAUUCACGUUUAUUUUCUUAUUUACAACUUAAAUCAUACGAUCGUAACGGUACACCGUGCCCAUUAUAAAAAUGAACAACUUCCGAAAUAUUUAUUUCAGUUACUAAACGGGGCGAUUCCCCCCUGUGAACAUAAAUAUUAAAUAAAUACAAUCAUUGUUACGAUUCCAUAAAAGGACAAAAA